AUGAAGCUCGUCAGAUUUUUAAUGAAAUUGAACAAUGAGACGGUAACGAUUGAGCUCAAAAAUGGUUCAGUCGUGCACGGCACAAUCACAGGUGUUGAUAUGCAAAUGAACACGCACUUAAAAACUGUAAAGAUGACUGCGCGAAACAGGGAACCAACGACGCUUGACUCGUUGUCAAUCCGGGGGAACAACGUGCGGUAUUUCGUGCUGCCUGAUGCGCUGCCGCUGGAUACGCUGCUGGUAGAUGAUGCGCCGAAGCCGAAAGGCAGGAAGAAAGAGGAUGUUCGAGGUCGUGGACGUGGACGGGGUGGUCCUGGAGAUCGUGGAAGGGGUCCUGGUCGUGGACGUGGACGAGGCAGAGGAAGGGGUUUCUAG
Desarmillaria tabescens is the source of this 375-nucleotide messenger RNA. RefSeq lists its product as uncharacterized. Gene Ontology annotation, biological process: spliceosomal snRNP assembly; RNA processing. Gene Ontology annotation, molecular function: RNA binding. Gene Ontology annotation, cellular component: U2 snRNP; U1 snRNP; commitment complex. The record is from RefSeq and is a predicted model, not a curated record. The transcript is spliced from 3 exons. Lineage: Eukaryota; Fungi; Basidiomycota; Agaricomycetes; Agaricales; Physalacriaceae. Bases 1 to 375 code for a protein of 124 amino acids.